AGGCGCGCUAGUAGUCCCGGCGGGGAAGUGAGGGCCUUCCCCGCGUCGGGGGCCGAUCAAUAGCCGGCGAGCUGCCAUUUCACCUCGCAGCCACUCGCCAGUCCUUCCUCCAUCUUUCUUUCCUCCCCAGUCGUGCCAUCUUACAGUCACAUCAAGCCACCCUCCCCAUUCACUCAGCUGGAGGAAUCUCGCCAAACCGCCGAUGUCCCUGUCCACUUCCUGUCUAGUCCCCGCAGCGCUGAACGCUCAGGGCCCUCCGCCCCACAGCCUGCCAUGAGAAUCGGAAAGGGCUGUGAGCGCUGUCGACUUCGUCAUAUCCGGUGCACCACUCGCACGGGGGCCUCUGCCUGCAAUUCCUGUACCCGUCUGGGAAGGGCCUGUCGGUUGGAUCCGCCUUUCCGGUUCAAGGCCGUUGACCAUGUGUACCACAAAAGUAACGGCAUUGCGUCCAAGUUCGAACUAGCUUGGGAUCCUCGGCAGACAUGGGUGGAAUUCCCCCAAUGUUUAACGUUUGUGCAGGAACAGUCCGAUGAUUCGGAAGCGGACGCCACCGACGCCCAACCAGAUACGCAGGAUAAGCAGCAACACUCUUUCGGGGAGACCUCGCAAUAUAUUCCAGGCGAAUGCUCGCCGCUCCCACACUUGCCCUUUUCUGGACUUUUCCAUUCCCAUGAUGAAAACAUCCGACCUCUCCAGGAGACCCGUGACGUCCCCGUGGGGACCGUUGUUCCUGGCGGUCACGCAGUUGCCCCAUCUCCUUCGGUCUUAUCCCCUUCUUUUAUAAGUGGCGUGUCUCCUUUAGGAUCUGUCAGCGCUUGGGCGGAAUCGAGCCCACCGCUGAGCUCACUAAGUCCCCGUCCAAGCAGCGCGCUGCCCAUGACCUCUCGUGAGGCCCUUCUAUUACGACUAUUCGUACAAAAGAUUGCGCCAUGGGCCGACAUAUGCGAUCUUCGUUCCCAUUUCACCACGGAGAUCCCCCGCCGGGCCCUUCAAGUUCCUAUGGUCUUGAAGGCAGUCCUCUCUCUCGCAGCCCGACAUGAUGCUAUUAUGGCUGACGCCAGUGACUUGGAAGCUUCGGAGUACCACGGCCAAUGCUUGGAAUUGUUAAUUGCGGCCCUUGCGCUACCAGAUGAUACCUACGGCGACAACCUCCUCAUAACCGUGGUCAUCCUCCGCAUUUACGAAGAGCUCGAAUGUGCAACGGACGAGAAGUGUCACUGGGUCGGGUCGAAUCGACUCCUUAAUACAAUGUCCAAGUCCGCCUCGUCAGGCGGUCUGGCCGAAGCAGUCAGCUGGCAGUUCCUUCGCCAGGCUAUCUACGCAUCAAUGGUCCAGUAUCAGCCAAUGCAACUGGACUUGGGGAACUACGAGCGCUCUACGGUCUUCGCACGCCGGGACGAUGCUUCCUAUGCAAACGUCAUUAUCUUUCUUUGUGCAAGGAUCAUUCAGCUCUGUUGGAGAUCACACUGCAGUGCUGUAGAUGAGGGCGAUUGGCAGGAUCUAUCCGAUAGUGUGCAUCAGUGGCACCGUGGUAGGCCGAUCAGCUGGCAGCCACUUCAAUAUAAGGAUCCAAAGCCGACAGAGAAUAGGCCGUUUCCCGAGCUAUGGAUGAUGUCGCCACCGGCGGUCGUUGGUCUCCAAUACUACCAUACCGCGCAGAUCCUUCUUACAUCGGCGAACAACCACUGGUCUACAUUGAGUGACUACGAAUUAGCUAGGCAUAAGCGGAUAGAAGAGAAAACAAUAUCAUCGCACCUGGUUCACGUGAUCGGCCUUUCCAUGUCAAACGAAACGGUCGAAAAUGCAUACUUCAUGGGUUGCCAUUUAUUACACCGAUAUGGAUAUUGUUUGCGACACCCGUCCGAACAACAAGGUUCAUUAAACUUCCUGCAUCGAGUGGAGAAGGUGAUUGGAUGGCGUACAGCAUGGAUGGUUCGGGAGCUCCAGGCGCAGUGGAAGGAUCUGGCUGAAUUGGAUCGAUGGCGGAGUUCUGCCUAGGGGUCAAGCGGCCAACAUACUUUGGCUCUCCUUCAGCCCGGGGCCCUAAUUAUAUCAAACGCCGGCGUCGUUGAGGACGCACAAUGUUUU
Messenger RNA from Aspergillus heteromorphus CBS 117.55, 2088 nucleotides. RefSeq names its product Zn(II)2Cys6 transcription factor domain-containing protein. Gene Ontology annotation, molecular function: transcription cis-regulatory region binding; zinc ion binding; DNA-binding transcription factor activity, RNA polymerase II-specific. Gene Ontology annotation, cellular component: nucleus. The record is from RefSeq and is a predicted model, not a curated record. The coding region runs from base 274 to 1998 and encodes 574 amino acids. The transcript has 6 exons. NCBI's taxonomy places the organism in Eukaryota, Fungi, Ascomycota, Eurotiomycetes, Eurotiales, Aspergillaceae. Gene Ontology annotation, biological process: positive regulation of transcription by RNA polymerase II.